AUCAUCCGGGAGCAAAGCAGGACAAGUUUGGGCCCCGGAAGGACCAACGGCUUUCAAGUGUCUCAUCUCAGCCAGGUUCUGUGCAGCGCUCUUAAGCAACAUCUCUGAUUGUGAUGAGACGUUUAACUAUUGGGAACCGACACACUACCUCGUUUAUGGAAAGGGGUUUCAGACGUGGGAAUACUCUCCAGCCUAUGCCAUCCGCUCCUACGCUUACUUGUGGCUUCAUGCCUUACCAGCCUUGUUCCACGCUAGAGUUCUACAAACUAACAAGGUUCUUAUCUUCUAUUUCCUCCGAUGCUUCCUGGCCUUCCUGAGCUGCGUUUGUGAACUCUACUUCUACAAGGCUGUGUGCAAGAAGUUCGGGCUACAUGUGAGCCGGCUGAUGUUGGCCUUCUUAGUACUCAGCACUGGGAUGUUUUGCUCAUCCGCAGCUUUCCUCCCAAGCAGUUUCUGCAUGUACACCACGGUGAUUGCCAUGACUGGCUGGUAUAUGGACAAGACUUCCGUAGCAGUGCUGGGGGUGGCUGCUGGAGCCCUUCUGGGCUGGCCUUUCAGUGCAGCUCUUGGGCUUCCUAUUGCCUUUGACUUGUUGAUACUGAAGCAGAGGUGGAAAAGUUUCCUCAACUGGUGUGUGGUGUCACUGAUCCUGUUUUUGGUGCCCUUGGUAGUUGUGGACAGCUAUUACUAUGGGAAGCUGGUAGUUGCACCUCUCAACAUUGUUUUGUACAAUGUCUUCACCUCUCACGGACCUGAUCUCUAUGGUACGGAACCCUGGUCCUUCUAUUUCAUCAACGGCUUUCUGAACUUCAACGUGGCGUUUAUUUUGGCGCUGCUUGUGCUGCCACUGACUUGUCUCAUGGAGUGUCUGCUUCAGAAAUUUCAUG
Molecule: messenger RNA, 887 nt
Organism: Eurypyga helias (sunbittern)
Lineage: Eukaryota; Metazoa; Chordata; Aves; Eurypygiformes; Eurypygidae
Product: alpha-1,2-mannosyltransferase ALG9-like
Exons: 8
Biological process (GO): protein N-linked glycosylation
Cellular component (GO): endoplasmic reticulum membrane
Molecular function (GO): alpha-1,2-mannosyltransferase activity
Source: RefSeq, a predicted model, not a curated record